Molecule: messenger RNA, 1914 nt
Organism: Candida dubliniensis CD36
Lineage: Eukaryota; Fungi; Ascomycota; Pichiomycetes; Serinales; Debaryomycetaceae
Exons: 1
Coding region: 1-1914 (637 amino acids)
Biological process (GO): mRNA splicing, via spliceosome
Cellular component (GO): cytoplasmic stress granule
Molecular function (GO): mRNA binding
Source: RefSeq, a predicted model, not a curated record
AUGUCUUUUUACCCGUCGCAACAACCUGAUCCGAAUGAGGAUAUGAUGUUGGAUCCUAACCAAUAUCCAAUGUAUCAACAACAAAACUCUCAGGCAAUGCCGCAACCAAUGGCGGGACAAAUUCCUCAAUAUGGUCAAUUUGCACCAGAACAUCUUUUCCAGCAGCAACAACAACAACAACAGCAGCACCAACAAGGUAGUGAAGGGUUUGAUGGGAUGAAUUUGAUGCCACCGUCACAAUAUAAUGAUUUUAGUAAUGGGGGUGUUGGUGGCUAUCCUCAAUAUGAGCAACAACAUUUUCAGCAACAACAGGCAUUUCAUCAACCAGAAUUUCAACAGCCAGAAUUGGGAGUAGGCAUGAUUCCACAACAUGAUCAACAGCACCAACAACAAAAUCAUCAACAACAGCAGCAACACCAACCAGGAUUACCGGGUAUGGCAGUUGCUCCUGGACAAGAAGCUGGCAACUCACGAACAGUUUAUCUUGGUAAUUUACCUAAUGAUCUUGAACCUCAUGAAUUACUUGAUUAUGUUCGUUCAGGAAUAAUUGAAAAUGUUCGAAUCAUUCCAGGGAAAAAUUGUUGUUUUAUUAGUUUUUUGGAUACCAAUGCUGCCUUAUUGAUGCAUAGUGAAUUUAUUUUGAAGAAAAUCAACAUUAAAGGUUAUAAUAUUCGUGUUGGAUGGGGGAAAAAUACUGCUAUUCAACCUGGAGUGUUACAAGCAGUUACUAAUGAUGGAGCCACUAGAAAUGUUUAUUUGGGUAAUUUAUCUCCUCUGAAUAUAUCUGAAGAAGAAAUCAUUAAUGAUUUGAGUAUUUAUGGUCCAAUUGAAUGUAUUAAAACUAUCCCAGAAAAGGGAAUUGCCUUUGUUCAUUUCCUUAGUAUUGCCUCGGCCAUUCGUUGUGUUAAUAAUUUACAAUCAGAAAAAUAUCCUAAAGUGUAUUAUGGUAAAGAUCGUUGUGCAUUUAUUACUAAAACUCAACAACAUAAUGCCGCUCAAUAUUUAGGGUUGGCUCCUGGUAUGGAACAUAUUGUUACUGCUGCUGAUCGAGAAUUUAUUUCUCUGGCAUUAGUACAACAAUCAGCUGCUGCAGCACAGAUUGCUACUCAGGCUGGUGGGGCUAAUAAUUUAGGAAAUCGUACGGUUUAUUUGGGUAAUUUACAUCAAGAUUCUUCAAUUGAAGAAAUUUGUAAUGUUGUUCGUGGAGGAUUAUUACAAAGCGUUCGAUUUUUAAAGGAACGUCACGUUUGUUUUAUUACAUUUAUUGAUCCUAUUGCUGCUGCCCAAUUUUUCGCCAUGUGUCAAUUACAUGGAUUAACAAUUCAUAAUCGUCGUAUUAAAGUUGGUUGGGGUAAACAUUCUGGUCCAUUAUCCAAUGCAUUAUCCUUGGCAGUGUCCAAUGGAGCUUCAAGAAAUAUUUAUAUUGGUAACAUUGUUGAUUUUGAAUAUUUCAAUCCAACUAAAUUAAGAGAAGAUUUCACUAAAUUUGGAGAUAUUGAACAAAUUAAUUAUUUGGAAGAGAAAAAUUGUGCAUUUAUUAAUUUUAUUAAUAUUGCUAAUGCCAUUAAAGCCAUUGACGGAAUUAAAUCAUUUGAUGAUUAUAAAAAUUUGAAAAUCAAUUUUGGUAAGGAUAGAUGUGGUAAUUUACCUCGUCAAUUCCAAAAUCAAUUACCAUUAUCAUCAUCAUCUCCUUCACCAGCACAAAACCAAUCUUCGGGUGUAACACCAGCAUUUGCUAAUGAUCAUGAUGAUAAUACUCAAUCUUUACUGACCCCACAAACAGAAGUCCCACCAGCAUCACCUUCAUCAGCAGCUGUCUCAUCUGACAUACAAUCAGAGGCUUUACCUGUUGGUGGUGGAGCAUUGGGAAUUAUUGAGGAUGGAGAAUUCUAUAAAGAGUCUACACCAUUUUAA